CUUUUUGUUUUCCGCCGGAAUCCGUUGGUCUGCGGUCCUUCUGUUUCCGUGUGUGGGGAAGAGCAGGGGUGUGAUUUGAGAGGAAACUUGUAUCUGUCAAAAUGCAGGACCCGAAUGAAGACACAGAGUGGAACGAUAUCCUGAGGAAGAAAGGUAUUCUUCCUCCCAAGGAGACACCUAAAGAUGAUGAAGAGGAGGAGCUGGCCCUUCAGCAGCAGCAGUCUGUCGUUAAAACAUAUGAGAGCAUGACACUGGAAGAACUGGAAGAGAAUGAAGAUGAGUUCAGUGAAGAAGAUGAGGCUGCCAUCGAGAUGUACAGACAGAAGCGUCUUGCAGAGUGGAAGGCCACUCAGAUAAAGAACGUGUUUGGAGAGGUGGUUGAAAUCUCCGGACAGGACUACGUCAAAGAGGUCAACAACGCUGGAGAAGGCAUCUGGGUGGUGCUGCACCUCUACAAACAGGGAAUCCCUCUGUGCACCCUGAUCAACCAGCACCUGAGCAUACUGGCCAGGAAAUUCCCUCAGACCAAGUUUCUCAAGUCCAUCUCCACCACCUGCAUCCCCAACUACCCCGAUCGCAACCUGCCCACCGUCUUCGUCUACUUUGAGGGAGAGAUGAAGGCCCAGUUCAUCGGGCCGCUGGUCUUCAGCGGCAUGAACCUCAAAGUUGAAGAGCUGGAGUGGAGGUUAUCAGAGACUGGAGCGGUGAAGACAGACCUGGAGGAAAACCCCAGGAAGCAAAUCGAAGACAAACUAAUGUCAUCGAUCAGAUGUUCGCUUCCCACACGGAAGGACAGUGACUCUGAGGACGAGGACUACUAAGAGAGAAAUCUGUCACAGUUGAACAGACAGGCUGCGUGGCCGCCAAAACACUCAUCUGGUGAUGGUGUGAGCAGGGACAGAGAAGGGGUCUCAUCUCCUUUUAUGGGCACAUACUUUUCAUAUUUUAACUUGGUGCUCUUAUGCUGAGCCGCUCGGCUGGAGAGAAUCAUACCUGUGACCUUGUUGUUGAACCACCCGUCCUCCCGUUGUUCUCAAUGGGGAAAGUGGGGAAACAGCACAACAUUCACCCUUUUUGUAAUUUGAAUAAACAUCAAACUCAAUAACCCGAAUCUUAACAAAAGCAUCAAAGACAAAUUUGAACUUUUUAAUUAUGUUUCAUGAUAUAUAUAUGUCACAAAAUGUACAUGUACGUUUAAAACAGUUAAAUUAAAUACGAGUUCAUCUCUUUGCCACAGUAAAUAAUGCCAGUGUUUGUCUAAAUGCUCAUUUUAUUGGAAUCUGUGUCACGGUUGAUUUAUAAAGGACUUGUUUAAGAGUUA
Messenger RNA from Thunnus maccoyii (southern bluefin tuna), 1321 nucleotides. It is a transcript of the gene pdcl3, whose product is annotated as phosducin-like 3. Gene Ontology annotation, biological process: positive regulation of gene expression; protein folding; angiogenesis. Gene Ontology annotation, cellular component: cytoplasm. The transcript is spliced from 6 exons. The record is from RefSeq and is a predicted model, not a curated record. Bases 102 to 821 code for a protein of 239 amino acids. Lineage: Eukaryota; Metazoa; Chordata; Actinopteri; Scombriformes; Scombridae.